Molecule: messenger RNA, 4974 nt
Organism: Sebastes umbrosus (honeycomb rockfish)
Lineage: Eukaryota; Metazoa; Chordata; Actinopteri; Perciformes; Sebastidae
Product: DNA-binding protein RFX7-like
Exons: 9
Coding region: 316-4590 (1424 amino acids)
Biological process (GO): regulation of transcription by RNA polymerase II
Molecular function (GO): DNA-binding transcription factor activity, RNA polymerase II-specific; RNA polymerase II cis-regulatory region sequence-specific DNA binding
Source: RefSeq, a predicted model, not a curated record
GCACACCGGAGGACGAGCUGGUUGUUCUGCAGCUCUCUGUCUACCUUUAUUUAUAUCCAUGCACCACGUCGCGUCUGAUAGCGACUCGGUAGUUUAGCUGCAGCGUCUUUAGUCCACCAGGUGUCGGGACCUGAAGCGAGCGAUGUCGGAGACGGACUGGGAGGCAACAACAACAACAACAACAACAGGGCGCGCUGCUGCUGUCCCGUUAGCAUCGCAGCGACCUGCGGUCCAUGUUGUUUAACCCGAGCUCACCCGUCCACGCCUCCUGUCUAGUCCAGUCCGGUCCAGACUCGUCCCGUGGCCGUCACCGUGAUGGCCGAGGAGGACCCCCAGCAGCAGCAGCAGCAGCAGCAGCAGGCGGACCGCGGGGCGAGCAGCCUGCAGCCCGGUGUCGGCCUGCUCACCGGGCUGCAGGGUGCCGAGGCCAGCGCUCUGCAGCUCCGGAUCAAGAACUCCAUCUGCAAAUCUGUUCAAUCAAAAGUGGAAAACAUCCUGCAAGAUGUGGAGAAGUUCUCAGACAUUGAAAAACUCUACCUCUACCUGAAGUUGCCUUCUGGUCCAAACAACAGCAUUGAUAAAAGUGACCAGAGCGCCCUGUCAUCAAGCCGCACACAGCAGAUGCACGCGUUCAACUGGAUCCGCCAUCACUUAGAGGAAUACCCAGAGACGUCUCUGCCCAAACAGGAGGUCUAUGACGAAUACAAGAGCUUCUGUGACAAUCUGAACUACCACCCUCUGAGUGCCGCAGACUUUGGAAAAAUGAUGAAGAAUGUCUUCCCGAACAUGAAGGCGCGUCGACUUGGCAUGAGAGGAAAAUCAAAAUAUUGCUAUAGUGGACUGAGGAAGAGGCCCUUUGUUCACAUGCCAUCUUUACCCACUCUGGAUCUCCAUAAAACAGGGGAUGGGUUCCAGUGUGAUGUCUUGGAGUCAGCGGGCCAGCUGAGCAGCAUAAAGGAGGACGUGCGGUUUGCAGCCUGUGAUCUGGUGUGUGAGUGGGCCCAAAAGGUGUUGAAACGCCAGUUUGAUGUCGUGGAAGACUUGGCUCGCUUCCUCAUCGACAGCCAUUACAUCAGCAACAAGUCUCUGGCAGCGCUCACCAUUAUGACCGGCACAGCAACAGAUGUCAAGCCUCCACAGACGGUCUCAGCGUUCGUCCCCACCGCCGAGGCUCACUCCUUCCAGCCUCAUGCGACGACGCUGUCCUCGCCGUCUGUCGAUGCAAAGCAGCAGCUCCAGAGGAAGAUCCAGAGGAAGCAACAGGAACAGAAGCUGCAAUCUCCUUUACCUGGAGAGGGACAAACCAAGAGGACAGAUGACAGUGUGCCUUGUGCCAGCCCAACGCCUCCGUCACCUCAGACAACCAUCGGCAUCGUGGUCGCUGCGGUCCCGAGCCCCAUCACGGUGCAGAGAAGCAGGCAGCUGAUGUCCCCCAGUCCAAUGGGAACAGUAGAGAGCAAAAUGCUGCCUAUUAACUUCCAAAUGGUGACCCAGCCAGUUCAGGCACUGAGGCAGAGCCCCAAAGCCCCGCAAAAUAUUCUAGCCAGUCCCGCGGGAGAACGCACUGCUCGGCAGCGCUAUGCACAAAUCCUGCCCAAACCUGCGGCCACGACUGCCAUCACUCUGCGCUCGCCCUCCACCAUGAUCAUCAGCCACAGCCCUGUUAAGACUAUGAUGACUACAUGUCAUGUCAGUCCUGUCAGUUUGGUGAAGAUGACAGCCAUAUCGCUCUCACCCAGCAGCAGCAGUACCACUACUACCUUCACAAACGCCACUCUGCGGCCGGCAUCUGCAGGCGUUAGUAGUUCUACAGAAGACAUGGGCUCCAAUCAAAGCAUGAGGAGUACCUCUGCAGUCACCAUUCUGGCCCCGGUGGCCAGGCCCGGGCAGACUGCUAACAGUCACACCAUCGAUGUUGAAAUGGAAGUUGAAGAUAUACAUAAAAACAGCCAAAUGCAAAAUCCUGGCGCUCUAUUUUUCACUCAAGAAGCGAUGGCAAACAGGGCUGGAGGGGCUUUCCAUAGGGCUGCCAGCGUGCCCAUACCUCAGUCUAAAGGCUUCCUGGCUCUGGAGGAUAUAUCCAGCACUAAUAUCAACAUGAAGUCCUCCUCAAGCACUGACACUGUGUCAGCAGUCGAAAGCAGCAAUAACGGCGCUAAUAAUACAAGCACUUUGCACUUAACUCGGAAUACCAGCGCUGUUUCUUUACUCAACACCAGCACGCCACCUUCAUUUGGGGAAAGCAACAGUGUAACAUCAGCAAGGGAAGGUUUCUUGUCCAGGAAACGUUCAGGCCUCAGUCCAGACCUUUCUCCAAUCAAAAGGGUUUUCAUGCCCCAGCAGCCAGUAGAGGGCGGUGUUGGUGUUGGAUAUGGGAUUAGAAACACGGUCAGUAACAUCACCAGGCCAGGAGCUCCGACUAGACCUGAAAGUGCACCAGCUACCAGGGAGGUAGAGACGAAAAUGAACUUUGCCCCAUCCGCUCAAGCCCAUGAGCUCUGCACUUCCUCCUUCAGAGCCAGCGGCUUCUACUCUGUUGCCAAAACACAGAGCUCAAUGCAGAGGAAAAACACCUCUACUGUUAUGGAAACUAGCACCUCGGUCAGUCACGCAUUAAUACAGCAACAGCAGGGCCACACGAUGGUGCACGGCAUACCUAAUAACCCCUGCCUCCGAACACACUCGGGUGCGAGUGAUGGAGCUCAACAACAUACCUACACUCAGCACAACCCUGCUACUGAACCCUUAAACUUCCUGAAUCAAGCCUCAUCGUCGAGCCAGCUCCCUAUGCAGACGGAUAUGGACUACUUUCCCUUCGAUGACGAUGUGACUCAGGACAGCAUUGUGGAGGAGCUGGUGCAGAUGGAGGAGCAGAUGAAACUUAACGAGCUGCAGGAGUUUGGAAACUGUGUCGCGCUGCAAGGCCAACAGGCUGUGAUGCCGGACAACGUAAUGCCCACCAAUCAGACCAUGACUUCUUUCUACAGACGCAGCAAUCCCAUCCAAACUCCAACGCCAACACCGACACCCACACCCACACCAACACCCACACCCACGUCGGAAAUGAUGGGAGGACCCCUAAGCUUCACUGGAGAGAGCCCUUUCUCCCGCAUCGCCUCCACAACCCCGGUGGACAGCGCACUGGGGAGCAGUCGCCACACCCCGGUUGGUACUCCACAGUCCAACUGCAGCAGCACUGUGCCUCCCAGUCCAGUGGAGUGCAGGAACCCGUUUGCAUUUACACCCAUCAACUCCAGCAUCACUGGUUUCCUUGACGGCAGCACCAUCUCCAGCAGCCCGGUCAAGCCCAUGCAGAGGCCGACGGCCACCCACCCAGACAAGGCCAGGCUGGAGUGGAUGAAUAACAGCUACAACAACAGCAGCGGGAGCUUAAACAAGUCAGACAGUGAAAUGGGAAUCCUCCCCAGCUAUCAGGGCCUGAUAGGUGACCAUUUUCAAAAACCUCACGCCUUCGCCGUCCCUCAUGCCCGGCACCACGACAGCCAUUUUGGCCGCUUGACCCCCAUCUCGCCCGUGCAGCAGCAAAUGGCUAACAUGGCCAAGCAGGAGGGCUUCGCUGUGCCUGCCCCUCUGGACAACAAAGCCACCAACACCACCGCUUUUCGAUGUCGCAGCGUAAGCCCCGCCGUGCAUCAGAGGAACUUGAGUGGAAACACGGGAAACCUUCCCCAUAUCGCUCGUUCAGUACUGUCUCCCUUUAACUCUCCCGUGACACCCGAGAUGUUGAACAUCUUCGCAAACAGCCAGUCAAAUCUGGGGGUGAGCAGCAUGGCUCAGAGGAGCCACUCUGUGCCUCUCAACGUCAUGAUGCAAACCGAGGUGCGGCCCACACCGGGCCAGCAAUGCAACAGCAAAAACAUCACCAAUGUCCUUCUGAGCAAGCUGGAUGGGGAUCAUGACGACACAGUUCGGGGUCUGGGCAUCAAUAACUUACCCUCCAGCUACACUGCACGCAUGAACCUCACCCAGAUCCUGGAAUCCGACCCCAGUUUCUCCUGCAGUGACAACCACCUCAGCCUGAUGAACUCCGACUCCACCAGCACAUGCAAGCUGCAGAGGCCAAAUUACCUCAUCGAAAAUGCUAUUAACGAACAAAUGAUCCUCUCAGCAGGAGACAGCCGGGGACAAUCAGCGUCUAGAGAGCAGCAUCGCCAACAGGCCCAGUCUAUGUUGUUAUCGUUGAGCUCACAGCAGCAUCAAGAAGAGCUACAGCGGCAGCUGGAUUUCAGCAGCACUGUGAAAGACCUCCUGACGGACAACAGCCUCACUGCUGGCAGUCAGCUCAUGGACCAGGUGUCAGAGCUGACGACAGGCGCGGCAGAUUUCCCUUGUGAAAUCAGAAUGACAUCGGAGCUCUCCAGUAGCAUCAAUGACCUUAAUGCAUUGGACACUGACCUUCUGUUUGACCCCAACCACCAGCAGCAAGCGCAAUAUCAAAACGCUGCUGCUGCAGAGGAGGAGUUGGUGAAUGACGCGCUGUUUCAGCAAAUCACCAGCGAGACGGCGCAUUCAAGUGGACUUGACUGGCUCGAAAGCAAAGAUCAUCCAACUGUUGGGUUGAUGGGUUGAGAAAAGAGCUGUUUUUUUUUUUUUUUCUUGUCAUGUUGAACAUGUUAACCUGUGGUUGCUGUUUGUUUUAUUUAUUUUCAGGCAUUUACACUUUAUAAUGCAACACUGGACACAUUGAGGUUCGUCCAGUUUAAGUGCCAGGCUGAACUGCAACGAUGCUGCAACACUCUGAUUAAAAUGCUGGUCAUUUCCCUUUAAUCAGAGGACAUCGCCUCACGUGGUUUGAUCAAGAGCAUUUCCAACAAGUAAACAAAGGUUGCUGAACAAAAAAAAAAAAGUCAGUGAAGAAAUCAUAACAGAGCCACGGAUUCCUCAGUGUGAAGUCAUGUGGAAAUUAAUGAAACAAGAUUAUUAUUAAUAAGCCUUUUACAAAAAUAUACUACA